This is a messenger RNA of Cladocopium goreaui, 1473 nucleotides long. The record is from the annotation of a GenBank genome assembly. Lineage: Eukaryota; Dinophyceae; Suessiales; Symbiodiniaceae.
AUGGCAUGGUGGCAGAUGUUGGGUAUUUCCUUGGCGAGCGGCCUCAUUGGUCUAUGGUUCAUUGGAAUCGGUUGGUGGUACCUGCGCCGGGCGAAUCCCAACGCGGUGGACCCCGGGGACCCCGGGCCUUCGAAUGAGUCGCUGGUGAAACAGGUGAAACAAACAGGACGGCGUCCUACUGGCAAGGUUCAAGAGCUCAUCGCAGCCAAGAUCUCGUUGGAUUUGUUGCCACGGCUGCAGCAGGCGGCGGUGGAGGUCAGACACCGAAUCAAUGAAGCCUUCGAAGCCAAGGAGUCGGAGUCUCAGGAGGAGACGAACGGCGACCUCUUGAAAGAACUGUCCUUGGAGGCCAACGGGCGUGGAUUCGUGGGAGCCAGAAAGGGGGCGCCAGACGUGUAUGUUCCGCCGGAGCCGUUUCUGCUGAACACCGACUUCAGGGAGUACCGCUUGAAAGAUCUUCUGGGUGCUGGCGGCUUUGGACGUGUUCAGUUGGUCGAGGAGCUGCACAGCAACCAAGUGCCGCCGCCUGUGGCGGCUUGGAAAGCUCUCAGUAAGACGGCUAUGGAGAAGGCAGGAAUGAGUUCAAACGUCAUCAUGGAGAAGCAGGUCAUGGCCGUUACAAAGUUAUGCCCAUCGCCUUUCAUCGUGUCUUACCAUGGAUGUUGCCAAACGCCCAGAUAUAUCUACUUCAAGAUGGAAGCUUUGCUGGGAGGUGAACUGUAUCGAACCUACGUCAAGAACAAGCACAUUCUUUCUGGGAGUAAGGUCUUUGCGCGCUACUACCUCGCUUGUGCGCUGACAGCAGUUGAGCAUCUGCACCAGCUGCGGGUGAUGCUGCGAUCUUUGAAGCCGGAGGACUGCGCUUUGGAUCUCAAAGGCCAACUGAAAAUUUUCGAUUUUGGUUUGUCCAAGUUCAUUGUGGAUAAGACUUACACCACCUGUGGAACACCAGACUAUUUCAGCCCAGAGAUCAUCUCCUCGACGGGCCACUCCUUCCCCAUUGACUGGUGGUGCGCUGGGGUCAUGUUGUUCGAGCUCUUGAGCGGAGACCCUCCCUUUACGUCGGACUAUCCCAUGAUGACUUACCAAAAGGUGGUGAAAGGAAUCAAGAACAUCAGCUUUCCAGGCACAAUUCCCAGCGAUGCCAAAAACCUCAUUUGUUCCUUGUGUGAAAAUGAGCCCAACAAACGUUUACCGGAGGCCAAAGGUUUCGAGGCGUUGCAAAAGCACGCCUUUUUCAAGGAUUUCAACUGGGAAGGUUUAUCAUCGAUGACACCGCCUUUUCUGCCCAGUUCCAACGAAAAGAACUACGGCGCUACGGAAGAAGAUUUGCACCCGUGCUUCCAAUCACCUGGGGACCCCAAGGACAUCAAAAACGGUGGCCAAUCUGCACUGGUCAAGCAGCAGAUUUCAGGAUUACGCUAUGUUUAUUUAACAGAUAGGUGCAUCAUCCACAAAUGGGUCAACCAGUAG